AUGCGACAUGCCCGGCGUGAUAAAUUACUUCUGGGUGAUGUCAUUGCACCACACACCGCCAUGUAUGUUGGCUCUUUGGGGGUGAGGAUUCUCCCCAGCAGCCUGAUCCACGCUGGCAAAUCGGAGCCCCGAAACUGGUGCAAUGCAUCCCUUCUGGGUGAUGUCAUCAUGCUGCGCACUCAGAAGAAAAAGUCUCCUGCUGGCGGCCAGUGGAGACUCAGCAACCCUAGUAAAGCUUGUUGUGCCAAGGUUCCAGAAGCCGGUGUUGCCAACAAUCAGGAGACCAACAACACCAGUGACCCAUGGACAACAACAACGGAAGCUUUCCUCCAGUCCAGACAUGUGAACAUACAGCUGGAAGAACAACUUCGCUGUCUCCUUACAGAAGAGGACAACAUCAGAGCAAAGAACAGGGAUUUACAGAGAAAUUUGAUGGCCAUGAGGGCUGAACUCAGAAGGAUAAAAAAGGUUGAGAAAAGAACUGUUUUCUUAGAGGCAGAAAUCCAAGCAGGAAGAAAAAAACUGGAAGAAGAACAGGCAUCUACAUCAUUGAAGGAACAGUACCUUCAAAACCUGUGCGCGGCUUUAACCGAAUCGCAGAAGAUCAUUCAGCAGGAAUACCUGGGGCUCAACUGUCAUGUCAAUAAGUUACGGAGACAGAUUCAGGAAUGCAAACUAUCCUGUGCUGAGAAAGAUGAAGUUUUAACAAAGAUGGAACAUGAGAGUCAGAAGGUAGAGGAGUGCAUUAAGGAAUACGAAGAGACAAUACAGGUUCUUGAGGACAGACAACAAGCCUGGAAGGAUAAGUUGUCAGGCUUUGCAGAAAAGAAGCUUCAACAGAUCCAGUUCUCCAACAGCAACUUGAACAUCAACCCGUGGAGCCUGAUGAACGAAAUAGUCAACGCUGAACUGGGUGAAGAGAUCCUGGCUAUUUGUGUGGUGGCUUACUGGCGUCCUCCUAGCCGUUCUGCUGGCUUCUCUGCUAAUUUUCCUCCUCCUCCUCAAUUUUGCCAUCUCCGAUGA
Molecule: messenger RNA, 1023 nt
Organism: Heteronotia binoei (common prickly gecko)
Lineage: Eukaryota; Metazoa; Chordata; Lepidosauria; Squamata; Gekkonidae
Product: transmembrane and coiled-coil domain-containing protein 5B-like
Exons: 10
Coding region: 1-1023 (340 amino acids)
Source: RefSeq, a predicted model, not a curated record